AUAAAAGGCUGGAUCACUUCCUCUUGGUUAGAAACACUUUUACAACCCUUUUAGUAUAUUUUUCUGGGGAUUUCACUCAACUCUGGGCAGCACAUGGAAAUGGAGGACCAGAUGGAAAGCCAGAAGAGGAGAGGAGUGAGCAGCGAUAAGCUAAUAUCUGAAGGGCCGGUUGGAUCUCUGGGAUGUUGCGGCUGGGUGCUGGUCAUUCUCUCAGGGUUUUUCGUUUUUUUGACCUUCCCAAUAACAAUCUGGGCUUGCUUUAAGAUUAUUCAGGAGUAUGAGCGAGCCGUCAUCUUCAGACUUGGUCGCAUCACAGACCGAAAGGCAAAAGGACCAGGAAUUUUCUUCAUUUUGCCAUGCACCGAUUCUAUUGUGAAAGUGGAUCUGAGAACUGUGUCAUUUGACAUCCCACCACAAGAGAUUCUCACUAAGGAUUCAGUCACUGUGAGUGUGGACGGUGUUGUGUACUUCAGAGUAAGCGACCCCAUCGCCUCUGUGGCCAACGUGACUAACGCUGACUUCGCCACUCGGCUGCUGGCACAAACCACCCUCAGAAAUGUUCUUGGCACCAAGAACCUCGCAGAGGUCUUGUCUGAUCGGGAGGGCAUCGCCCACAGCAUGCAGUCAAGUCUGGAUGAAGCCACGGACAACUGGGGCAUCAAGGUGGAACGUGUGGAGAUCAAAGAUGUGAAACUGCCUCUUCAGCUGCAGAGAGCCAUGGCUGCCGAAGCUGAAGCAGCUCGAGAGGCCAGGGCAAAGGUGAUUGCAGCUGAAGGUGAAAUGAAUGCCUCCCGGGCCCUGAAGGAGGCAUCUCUUGUUAUUGCAGAGUCUCCAUCAGCCCUGCAGCUCCGCUUUCUGCAGACUCUCAACACCAUUGCAGCGGAGAAGAACUCCACCAUCAUCUUCCCACUGCCUAUUGAUAUCAUAUCUCACUUCAUGCGCAAGUGAGGCUGCUGAAGCUAUCAUUUGGAGUAUGAGGAAGGAGUUGGGCUGCAUUUAUUGCCUAUGCUAGAGAAAAAAAACUGCCAGAAUUCACUGCCAAUCCUUCAUGGCUUAGUGAUUGUUAGCUUUGAUCAAACAGAGUAUUUCUUAUGGAUGUGAUAUCAUUAGAAAAUAAAAUGCCAAUGUAAUGUGAUUUCUAAUUUUGUGUCUGAAAUGAUGUUAUACAAGUAACUUAAUGUUUUAAUAAACGCAUUUGCUUCAUUGUGUCGAAAAACUCCAAAA
Molecule: messenger RNA, 1224 nt
Organism: Gambusia affinis (western mosquitofish)
Lineage: Eukaryota; Metazoa; Chordata; Actinopteri; Cyprinodontiformes; Poeciliidae
Gene: stoml3b
Product: stomatin (EPB72)-like 3b
Exons: 7
Coding region: 94-948 (284 amino acids)
Cellular component (GO): plasma membrane
Source: RefSeq, a predicted model, not a curated record